Messenger RNA from Setaria italica (foxtail millet), 438 nucleotides. RefSeq lists its product as uncharacterized. The record is from RefSeq and is a predicted model, not a curated record. The transcript has 2 exons. Bases 1 to 438 code for a protein of 145 amino acids. NCBI's taxonomy places the organism in Eukaryota, Viridiplantae, Streptophyta, Magnoliopsida, Poales, Poaceae. Gene Ontology annotation, molecular function: nucleic acid binding.
AUGGCGUCAGAGGACAAGAUAGAACAUGAAAAACUAGCUCAGCGCAGUGCAAACUAUGUCAUCAUCGAGAAGGAGCUCUACAGAAAGGCUACAUCCAGAGGCAUCUUGAUGAAGUGCAUUAUGCGCAGUGAGGUGGUGCACCCGCGCUGCAACGGACAGAUCGAAUGUGCAAAUAGGAUGGUCUUCAAGUUUCUCAAGUCUCACAUCUUCGACGACGCAUCCAAGUACGCCACCAAGUGGCUACGCGAGCUACACCAUGUCAUCUGGGGCCUAUGGACCCAAAAAAGCUGGGCUACCGGCUACACUCCUUUCUUCAUGGUGUAUGGCUUAGAGGCUAUCUUGCCAUCCAACAUGGCCUUUGGCACCCCAUGCAUUCAGUACUACGAGGAAGGCAAGGCAGAAACAAGUCGGCAGGUCGACAUCGGCAGCCUCGAGUAG